Molecule: messenger RNA, 522 nt
Organism: Strongyloides ratti
Lineage: Eukaryota; Metazoa; Nematoda; Chromadorea; Rhabditida; Strongyloididae
Exons: 2
Coding region: 1-522 (173 amino acids)
Source: RefSeq, a predicted model, not a curated record
AUGGCACCGAACAAUAGUGUUUAUGUUACUAGUCGAAGUCAAAGAAAUAAGCUAUUGUUACGUGUUGCAACAUGUUUUUAUUAUGCUGAUUUAGUGAGAACACAAAUUUUAAUAAGUAAAACUGUUAAUGAAGAUCAACGAAAAAUUUAUACUUAUUGUAUUUUAAAGUUUCCAAAAUUAUUAACUAUUUUAAAUAAUGAAUUUGAUAAAAAUAAUCUUAAAACUUAUAAUAUGACAAAAAAAACUUUUAAAGAAUUAGAAAAACUGAUGAAAGAAAAUGAAUCAGAAAUUGAAAAUUAUUUUAACAAAGGAAAAAGAAAUGAAAAUGUAUUACUUGAUUUCAUUAACCAACGCCCAAUUUAUGAAUUGUUAAUUGAAUUAAAAUGGGAAACAAUUAGAUUUAUUACAUAUCAUCGUGAAAACUUUCAUACAUGGAUUAUUGAUAGUAUAAAUGAUGAUAUGAAAAAUUAUCCAUUACAAUCAACAUCACAAAGUCAUGCUGCGACUAUGAAAUUUAUUUGA